This is a messenger RNA of Marasmius oreades (fairy-ring Marasmius), 1714 nucleotides long. RefSeq lists its product as uncharacterized. Bases 27 to 1610 code for a protein of 527 amino acids. Gene Ontology annotation, cellular component: endoplasmic reticulum membrane. NCBI's taxonomy places the organism in Eukaryota, Fungi, Basidiomycota, Agaricomycetes, Agaricales, Marasmiaceae. Gene Ontology annotation, molecular function: alpha-1,6-mannosyltransferase activity. The transcript is spliced from 8 exons. The record is from RefSeq and is a predicted model, not a curated record. Gene Ontology annotation, biological process: protein N-linked glycosylation.
CACACUUCGGUGAUUCCAUCCACACCAUGAGCUUUGUCUUGGACGCGCUCAUAAUCGCCGCAGGAUGGAUUCACGUCGCCCUCGCGCCCUACACGAAAGUGGAAGAGAGCUUCAACCUUCACGCAAUCCAUGAUAUUCUUAUGUAUGGCAUUAGUCCAGCAAAUCUUCAUAAAUACGACCAUUUCACUUUUCCAGGGGCAGUUCCACGUACUUUCAUCGGAAGUAUAAUACUUGCAUGGGCCUCUUCCCCGGUCAUACGAAGUGCUCAAUCUCUGGGUUUAUUGUCGUCCAAAUUUGACAUGCAAAUUAUUGCGAGACUCGUACUUGCUUCAUCCAAUGCCCUGGGCCUCUGUUGCAUUCGACAUGCGGUUUCUCGACGUUUUGGUCGACUUACCGGGCUUUUAUUCACUUUGAUAACAAUAUCUCAGUUUCAUAUUCCGUUCUGGAUGGGACGAACGCUUCCGAACAUGUUUGCAUUACUUCCAGUAAAUUUGGCAACGUACUUGCUGCUUGAUCGUGCUCCGAACGCAUUGAACCCGUCGCCCCGAAAUGUUUAUACCGCCAUAUCUCUUUUGACCUUCGCUGGCGUUGUAUAUCGGGCGGAGUUGGCUCUUCUUCUCGCCCCCAUCUCUCUUCAGGCUUUGUACCAGGGGAGCUGUAGCCUCACUGGUCUUGCUAAAUGCGGUAUCAUAACAGGAGCAGUAUCGAUAGCUCUUACAGCUUCUGUGGAUACCUACUUCUGGCAAUCGCCAAACCCGCUGUGGCCUGAAUUGUCUGGUCUCUAUUUCAACGUUAUACAAGGCAAAAGCUCAGAAUGGGGCACGUCACCGGCUUACACCUACUUCCUUUCAUACCUCCCCAAGCUACUGCUUACUGCGCUUCCUCUGUCCGGAAUAGCUUUCGUCUUUGAUCACCGUAUUCGGCCGGUGCUCUUACCUUACAUCGCAUUCAUAUUCUUGAUCAGUGGAUUAGGCCACAAAGAGUGGCGAUUCAUCGUCUAUGUCGUGCCUGUAUUCAACGUUGCAGCCGCAAGAACGGCUAGAUGGAUGGUUUCGCGAAGAAAAUCCUCUUUUAUGGGCAGAUUUUAUUUCAUGGCUGCGUGGAUCAUGAUCCUGGCGAAUAUAGCUCUAACUGCUGUGACUACUUUGGCAUCCAUUCACAAUUACCCGGGCGGUGUCGCUUUAAACAAUUUCAACAACUAUAUUACUAAGAAUUACCAAAACACGGCUCCACACGUCCAUAUUUCGAAUCUAGCUGCACAAACGGGUGCUUCGCUAUUCCUUCAAACACACGCACCGCCUUUCAUUGAAGGCUCCGGUCGCCCUUCUGCUUGGACGACAUAUAACAAGACAGAGGGGUUGACAGUUAAAUCGCUGGGUUCUUCGAAACACUUUACACAUAUCAUAUCGGAAGUUCCUCUUGAAGAGUUCGGUUGGAUAAAUAAGAGUAAAUGGAAGGAAGUUGGGGUAGUCUAUGGAUUCGAACGAUGGGUUAUUGACCGGCGGAUCCUUCGGGGUAAUGAGGGUAUAUGGGAUGUCAUGACCAAACUUGGGGGUGUGGUGACGAUGGCGAGAAGUGGUAGAUUGUGGAUUUCGGAACGGAAGUAUUAGGAUUUUGUUGUGUUACCCCUGUCCAACGCAGACCUAUUCUCUUGUAUCAUAGCCAUCUAAUUUGGAAGAACAUAUAUUGAUUCUUCUCCAUCAAUGCACAGACC